This is a messenger RNA of Gavialis gangeticus (Gharial), 5182 nucleotides long. RefSeq names its product adenylate cyclase 7 (gene ADCY7). Gene Ontology annotation, molecular function: adenylate cyclase activity. Lineage: Eukaryota; Metazoa; Chordata; Crocodylia; Gavialidae. Bases 1518 to 4742 code for a protein of 1074 amino acids. The transcript has 26 exons. Gene Ontology annotation, cellular component: plasma membrane. Gene Ontology annotation, biological process: adenylate cyclase-activating G protein-coupled receptor signaling pathway; cAMP biosynthetic process; intracellular signal transduction. The record is from RefSeq and is a predicted model, not a curated record.
CCCUUAAAUUAUAAGGAACUAAAAUCAGUUCUUUGCAUUGAUUACCAGCAUUAUAAACUAUAUGUUUAGAGUGUCCAGACAGAUGCCAUCAAUCUUACUCGUUGAAUGUUUUCUCAUUUUGUGAAUAGUUACCUUGUUUUUGGUGGGGCUGCUUGAGGAGAGAGAUACCACUUGUUGCAAAUAAGGGUGAAAGAAUUUGGUGAAAAGAAUUGUGUGUUGAUCUUUUUCUGUUACUUGUAUGAAUAUAUUAUGAUUUACUUAUACAUUUUAAAGGCAUGUUGGGCAGACUCAUAAAAAUAGGGCAGUUUUGCAAAGAAAUGUCUAUCUAAAUAAAGAAUAUUUUUUUUGAACAUUAGCAAUAUAAUACUUGGAAGCCUUAUUUUAUGGGAUUUGAUUGGGAGUAAUAGUUUGAGGGGUAGAGGAGAAUUCAGACAUUGUUUUACUUUAAACAGCCAAGUUUUAAAUAGGAUUUUUUGUUUCUCACUUUACCAGUAAUACAAUAGUACAUGAUGCUGUUAAAUAGUUAUUAAAGGAUUGUAACGGAAAAUCAAAGAGUUAAUUUGUCCAAAUAUUAUGCAUCUAUAGUUAACAUCCUGCUGCAUUACUAGCUCCGCACCACCUGCUUCAGUCUCGGAAGUGUUCCAUACAUCUCUCUGUGUGAUCUGCUUCAACACUGGGCUGGAAAGAAGCUUUUAACAAACUUUUGCUACCUCUCCUCUCAGUUCUGAUUGCUAGGAUGAACUCUCCCUUCCACCUGCAAUUGUGUACCGUGCCAGUGGCAACUGGAGCUACUACUCAAAUGGAAACAUAACAUAAAAGAAUUUGACAUAUUGUUAUCUUCUUUACAAGUGUUUCAAUAGCUUAAAAAAAGGGGGGGGGAGGUGAGCCGGGGCCAUGUGACCAGCCAGCUCUGCAGAGCAUUAGCAGUGCUCUCUAGCCCCCAGUAUGGGCACUACUGCUUCAGAGUUUUUGUUAUGCUAAAUACAAAGUAAUAAGGGUUGAAAGGAGUGUAGUGCCUCAUUCCCCAAGGCAAAGGAUGCUUUUUGUCUGCGUAUUUACCGUAAGUUACAAAAUAUACUUUUCUCAGGCAAAACUGUAUUAAUUUAGCUGAAGCAUUAUUUUACUAAUUCUGUUUCUCCACAGAGCUCAUUCUGCAAAGCAAGCCCUGGAAGGGAUCUGCUGACAGCUUGUGGAAAGGAGUUAAAGUGAUUGUGGCAAACAACAAACCUCUGCAGGAUCAGAAAUAUCAAUCAGUCUAGUAAAACAUGCACGGAGCUGUUGACGAAUAGCGAAUGGCUGUGGGGAGGAGGGCUCUUCCUUUGCAUUUAUAUUAAUAUCUAAACUUAUGGUUCAGGGGAAGUAGGAGCACAGAAUGUGAGUUACUCUGUUGUAGCCCAUGGUCCUGUGUGGUAUAGCUACAUCGGAGACAAGGCAAAAAGUCCUCAAAGAAGGAUAGACUGAUCUUCAUCUUGUGAUUACUGGACAGAAGAAAGAAAUAAAAGCCAAACUGGAAUAAAAUGCCAGCUAAAGGCAAAUACUUCUUCAAUGACAAUGAAGACUGCAAGAUAACAGACCCACUUUAUGGGAAGUACUGCUACACAAGUCAACAGCAACCGCUGCUUCUGCUGCUGCUCUUCAUUGCAAUUACUUUCUGCACUACACUAAUUAUUAUUUUUUUUGUUAAACAUGAAGCACAUCAUCAUCUUGCUUUUGUUAUUACAGUAUGUAUUACACUAGUAAUAUUUGCAAUCAUCUACUUGAUUGUAUGCAUUGAAUCCUUAUUUAGAAGAUGGCUGAAAUUAUUUGGAAUUUUGAUUUGGAUCUGCUUCCUAACCAUAGGAUAUGUGUCUGUUUUUGAUACUGAAGGUCACCAUUCAUUCUGUGCAUGGGAACAGGUGCCAUUCUUUCUAUUCAUAAUAUUUGCUGUUUAUACCAUGCUACCUUUUGGGAUGUUAGAGGCUAUUAUAAUCAGCAUCCUUUCUGCGGUUUCCCAUAUUAUAGCCCUAAGCAUUGUGGCAUCUCGUGUUCUACCAUGUAAAGAGUCCAUUGUAUUUCAGUUGCUUGCCAAUGCAGUCAUUUUUCUCUGUGGUAACUUGAUGGGUGCAUUUCACAAGUAUCGAAUGCAGAUUGCUUCAUGGGAUUUGUACAGAUAUACUUUGAAGUGCACUCAAGUCCGAAUGAAACUGAAGAUUGAAAAGAGGCAACAGGAAAACCUGCUUUUAUCUAUAUUGCCAGCUCAUAUCUCUAUGGGAAUGAAACUAGCCAUCAUAGAGCGACUCAAAGAAACCAAUGAUACUAGGCAAAUACAUGAUAACAACUUCCAUAGUCUAUAUGUGAAAAGGCACCAGAACGUCAGCAUCCUUUAUGCAGACAUUGUCGGAUUCACACGCCUGGCUAGCGACUGCUCUCCCAAGGAGUUGGUAGUGAUGCUGAAUGAACUCUUUGGGAAGUUUGAUCAAAUUGCAAAGGAAAACGAAUGCAUGAGAAUAAAAAUUUUGGGAGACUGUUAUUACUGUGUCUCAGGCCUACCUGUAUCGUUACCAGUUCAUGCCAGGAAUUGUGUGAAAAUGGGACUUGACAUGUGUGAAGCUAUAAAGCAAGUGAGAGAAGCUACUGGAGUAGAUAUCAAUAUGAGAGUUGGUAUUCAUUCUGGGAAUGUGCUUUGUGGUGUGAUCGGACUCCGGAAAUGGCAAUAUGAUGUUUGGUCUCAUGAUGUUUCCUUAGCAAAUCGUAUGGAAUCUGCAGGAGUACCUGGCCGUGUACACAUCACUGAAGCCACCCUAAAACACCUAGGUAAAGUUUAUGAAGUGGAAGAAGGGAAUGGACACCAGAGAGACCCAUACCUUAAAGCAAAUAACAUCAAAACUUACCUAGUGAUUGACCCAAGGUCCAAACAAAGCACUUCAAACAAUCAUCUUCCUAAAGCAAGGGUGAACGAUGGGCUGAAGAUGCGAGCCUCUGUCCGAAUGACACGUUAUCUGGAGUCUUGGGGAGCGGCUAGACCCUUUGCCCACCUGAACCACAGAGAAAGUGUGAGCAGUGAAUCUUCAGCUACGCAAGGGAGGCGAAGAAAGGAAAUACCUUUGCGUAUGGCAGGUCGUCUGAGGACUUCAGAUAGAAAUACAUCUCAAAAAGGAAGGCUGGAGGAAGAUAUUUAUGAUGAAAUGAUGUCAACCAUUGAGGGUCUUAGUUCGACCAAACCGUGGUGUUGUAAAUCAGAUGACUUCUGUAGAUUCUGGCUCUUUUUUGUAGAAACAGGACUUGAAAAAGAGUAUCGCACCAUCUCCAUCCCAAAAGUGAAGAGUUACUUUGCGUGUGCCAGUAUUGUGUUGCUCUGUAUAUUUGUGAUACAAAUGUUUGUGAUGCCAAAAACUCCAAAACUUGGGAUUUCAUUUGGGAUUGUAGCAGUCAUCAUUGGACUGAUUUUAUGCAUGUGUUUUGUUGAUAAAUGGAUGGGGUGUUGCUCAGAACGAUGGCCUUCUUUGAGGCCCCUUUCUGCUGUUUCUGAGAUGGUGGAAACAAUGCCUCUAGUGAGACUCCCAUUAACCGUCAUCACUGUUGGUGCCUUGCUGAUUAUCGCCAUUUUUAAUGUUACUCAGCCUACUGAAGAAAGCAGACUUUCAAACUCUACUGGAUCAAGAAAUGAGUGUGUCACUGCUUGUACUACUGGAAAAAAUACAACUGGAUUCUGUUCUGAGAAUAUCAUCUUCCCUUAUUAUACUUAUUGCUGCAUAUUGGCGUUUAUUGCUUGCUCAGCAUUCCUUCGAAUGAGCUUUGAACUGAAAUUUCUUCUUCUGUCUGUUGCUGUCACUGUGUACAUCGUAAUUUUUAAUAAUUUGAGUAGAAACUGUGACCCUGAAAGGCUUUUCUUGAAAGAUCCAAUAAUGAUGAGUUAUUUGUACAUGGCUAUGUUUUACAUAACUCUGAUCCUACUGGCAAGACAGAUUGACUAUUACUGCCGACUGGAUUGCCUAUGGAAGAAUAAAUUUAAAAAAGAACACGAACAGUUUGAAACUAUGGAGAAUGUUAACAGGCUCUUGCUGGAAAAUGUCCUUCCAGCACAUGUUGCUGCCUAUUUCAUUGGUGAAAAGCGAAAUGAGGACUGGUACCAUCAGUCAUAUGACUGCGUCUGUGUCAUGUUCGCAUCAGUACCUGACUUUAAGGUAUUCUAUACUGAGUGCGACGUUAAUAAAGAAGGACUGGAGUGCUUGCGGCUGUUGAAUGAAAUCAUUGCUGAUUUUGAUGAGCUGUUGUUAAAACCUAAAUUUAGUGGUGUUGAAAAAAUCAAAACCAUUGGAAGCACUUACAUGGCAGCAGCAGGCCUCAGUGUUACACCAGGCCAAGAAAAUAAUCAGGACAAGGAGAGACAGCAUGCUCACAUUGGGAUCAUGGUAGAGUAUGGAAUUGCCUUGAUGAGCAAACUGGAUGGCAUCAACAGACAUUCCUUUAACAAUUUCCGCCUACGUAUUGGGAUAAACCAUGGGCCUGUGAUAGCUGGUGUGAUUGGUGCCCGCAAACCUCAAUAUGACAUCUGGGGUAACACUGUCAAUGUUGCUAGCAGAAUGGAGAGUACUGGUGAACUUGGAAAAAUCCAGGUUACAGAAGAGACCAGCAGAAUAUUACAAGAACUGGGAUAUGUGUGUGAAUGUAGGGGGCUCAUUAACGUCAAAGGCAAAGGAGAACUUAGGACUUAUUUUGUGUGCACUGACACAGCCAAAUCCCAAGGUGCUGGAUUGAACUGAGGCUGUAACAAAGUCUGUCAAAUGGGUUUUGAACAACCACAUUGCUUCUAUGAAGACUUGGUAUUUUUCUCCUUAUAUAAAGGAGAUUAUUCUAAAUGUGUGCUAAUGGUCCACCUGCAUCUCAAGAGACUGACUUAUAAAGAAGACAAGUCCUGAAAGUUCUUACAGGAAAUGGUUGGCUUGUCUGUUCCUAUGAUAAUUUGAAGACUUACCUGGUAUGGCCUUGCCGUAUUUCCUGUUACUUCCUUUCCUGCUUGCAAGAUAGGAGACUGAAAGCCUCAACAAGGACAUACAUGAACGCGUUAUUUAACUCAGUCAGGUGAAAACAUUUCACUGCCUCGUUGUUAGAUCUGCUAACAGUAUUGCAUUUGUCAUGAACAUGAAGUGACAGUAAGCUUUGGGCGCAGCAUAUCCUUCAGUUGCGUUUUCUUGAAACAAAG